Paramecium sonneborni is the source of this 1419-nucleotide messenger RNA. Lineage: Eukaryota; Ciliophora; Oligohymenophorea; Peniculida; Parameciidae. The record is from the annotation of a GenBank genome assembly.
AUGCGUGAAAUUAUUUCUAAUCUUGAAAAUAAGAUAAAAUCAGAAAAUGGAGAAUUCGAAAGAUGGUAAACUGAAUUCUUGAUUAAUUUAAAUUGUCUUUAGCAAGAAUCAGUAGAAUUAGGGGAAUUUUAUAUUACAGAGAAAAGUGAGCAAAAUUUAAUUAAAAUAAUUUAAGUUCUGGAUAAAUUCAAUGAUAAAGUUUUAAUUUUUCAUUAGACUUGGUUAUAAAUAUAUGAAUUAAGAGAAAGAUUAUUUAGAUAGAAUGAAUAAAAGAUAGUAAAUUAUUCGAAUUAUUUAAUAAACUAUCUAAAAGAUGUAAAGAAAUUCUUAUAAAAAUUUGUAGGAUAUAUCGAAAUUAUGUGAUAUAAAGAAAAUAGAAUAAUUAGGAUAUAAAUUAGCAUAAUAAUUGUUACAUUUUUCAGAAAAAUAAUUUGAUUUUUUGUUCAAAUCUGAAUUUUUAGAUAUGGCAUAUGAAUUAUAAAAAUAUUUUACUUAGAAUGAUGAGAAAUACAUAAUAUAACCUAUAAUAUAAUAUUUGGAUGAUUUUCUGAUAUAAGAAAAAAUCUAAUUAUCAUUUUUAACUUUAUUUUUAGAGGGAUUUGGAUUAGUAAAAAUAAAGAUAUUCGACUAAGAGUUUUAUUGUUUUCAUAUUCAUAAAGCAGAGUUUAUUAUAAACAAUAUGAAAGAAAUGUAAAAAGGUUUUGAUGAAACAUUUACAAAAUAUUAAAUAUAAUUUUUAACAAAGUAAAAAUAAAAUUUUGAACACAAAUUAUCAAUGAAAAAGAUUUCUUAAAGAUAGCUGAAUAAAUAAAUUAAUAUUUUUCUAGAUUAGAAUGUAUAACAUUAAUAUUGAAUUCUUAAAAGAGACAAGAAUAAAAGUUAUCAGUGUUUAUAUAAAAUUAUGGUUAAAGAUGUACAUAGGAUUUAUUGGAACUUGAAAAGAAUUCAAAUAAAUUUUUAGAUUUAUAAGGUUUGAAAUUACAUAAAUCCAGCGAAUAAAUAACAGAAAUGAUAAAAAAUUAUCAAAUGUUAUUUUAUAAAAUGCAAUAGACUAAUUUAUGCAAUUUAGGAUAGGUAAUAACUUAAGAAACAGAUGAAAUAGUCUAAUUAGGAGAUGAUAAAAAUUAAGAAUUAAAGAAAAGAAUUGAUUAAUUAAUGUAAAGUAUUGAUAAAGGUCUUAUAAAUGCAUAAAGUUUAAAAAUAAAAUAAGAUGAAACUGUAAUGAUUGAAAAAUAAUUAAUGAUGGCACUUGAUAAAUUAUAUAUAAUAAAGAUUAAAAAAAAAGGGUAUCAUAAUUAAGUGAUUAUACAUUAAAACAAAAAUAAUAAAUACAAUCAAUAUCAGUUUUAAAUUCACCAAAAUUUGAAACAAAUAAUAGUAAAUAGAUUAGAUAAAGUACAGCAAAAAGUUUAAUUGUGA